Chironomus riparius is the source of this 1110-nucleotide messenger RNA. NCBI's taxonomy places the organism in Eukaryota, Metazoa, Arthropoda, Insecta, Diptera, Chironomidae. The record is from the annotation of a GenBank genome assembly.
AUGCUUGAAAUGAUACAUCCAAAUGUUACGUGUAAAAUUGACAAGAUUGAUCGAAGGACAUCAGCUUUGAAUGUUUACAUAGGAUUUAAAGUUCCAACCGAUCAUAUUUUUUCACAAUGUCAUUUGUAUUAUAAAUCUGACGGAGUUUUCCGAGAAGUCAUAGUAACUCCAGAAUUCGAUUGGUGCUUAAUUGGAAGAGCUACUCAAGAAGGAUUUUUCCUCCAACAGUUUUCUGAAAUGAUCAGAAAGGUUGUUCCAAAAUUAAUUAGCGAUUGUCCUCGAUCAUUCUUGGAAAUUAGAAAUUUAACACUUCCAUCACAUCCGUUCUUUAAUUUCUUGCCAAGUGGAGUUUUUAAAUUUAUUGCCAAGAUGAGGCAGACAACAGCUUUGAACUUUAAUGUCCACUUGUGCAAUCCAACUGAACAUAUUUUCCCACAAUUUAGUCUUAAAGUCUCAAUUUCUCUCAAGCUUCAAUUGAUAUUGCUCUACAAAACAUCUGAUGGAAGCUUCCGUGAAGUCAUUAAAUCUCCAGAGUUCGAUUAUUGCCUCUUAGAAUCAACACACUUCGAUGGAUUUUUACUGGAGCAACUGACUGAAUUAUUCAGGAAAGUCAUAGCAAAAGGAACUUAUAAAUGUCCUUUAAGUGUCAUUUCAUUUUGGAACAUUACACUUCCAGCUCACAAGCUAUUUUCUUACUUGCCGAGUGGACUUUUCAAAAUUAUCGUUCCAAUUAGAUAUGAUGACAAAGGACCAAAUAGUUUUAAUAUCAAAUCACGUUUAUUCUUCAAAAAAGAAGGAAACUACAGAGAAGUAAUUUCACCACCUGAAAUUGACUUAUGCUUACUUGGAUUGUCUCAAGGUGAUAACUUUCUGACGCAACAGAUUACUGACAUGCUGAAAAAAGUAAUCGUAAGUUUAUCCACUAUAUGCCCGAGGAACAGUUUCAAUGUAACAAAUUUGGCAUUUCCACCUCAUAAACUUUAUUCAAUCUUACCGUCUGGAUCUUAUAAAAUUGUACUUCAUGUGAAGUUCCGUGAGACAUCUCUAACAAUGUUCACUUUAAUUGGAGUGUUUCAGUUUGAGUCACUUAAGGAUAAGCUUGGAAAUUAA